GAUGUCCGUGGGGGCAGUUCCCACGCGCUUUGGUUAACUUUUUCUGAAAACAUUGGUAAAUGGGUCUCCACUUUCAACAACUUUCAACCAUAUCAAAAAUUGAUACACAUUGCCAUUUUAAUUCAAAUCAAUAUAUAAUGACACAUAGAUACUGCGACCUGUCACUGAUUAACACAUCCCUAUAAGUACUCCUGUCUUCUUAACCACUCUUCAGACACAUAAACAACCAAAAAAAACCAAAAGCUUAGAUUUCAGACAAGAAAUAAUGAAGUUCGGGAAAGAAUUUUCGUCGCAGAUGGUGCCGGAGUGGCACGAAGCUUACAUGGACUACAAUCAUCUCAAAUCUCUAUUAAAAGAGAUCGUCAAAUUCAAACGCAAAAACAAUCCUCCCCACGGUCACGGCCAUCAUCUCCACCGGAAACUGACUAUUUACCGAACAUUCAGCGGCUUACUGGCAAAGUCGGGGAGAAAGAGACAUCCCCACGGCCACGGUGGUGCACAGAUCGGUCCAUUUUCAGAUUCAGACGACGACAUCGAGGAAGGAAUAAAAUCGGCGCCGAUUCUGGUCCACUCGGCGAGUCACGGAUACGAGACGACGUUUCUGAUGGCGGCGGAGGAAGGAGGAGAGUACGAGACGGUGUUUUUCCGGCGGCUAGACGACGAGUUCAACAAAGUGGAGAAGUUUUAUAAGGAGAAAGUUGAAGAAGUGAUGAAAGAAGCUGUGAUGCUUAACAAACAGAUGGAUGCGCUGAUCGCGUUUAGGGUGAAAGUGGAGCAUCCUGAUGGUUGGCCGUGGGAGGAGCGGACGGUGGAGAUGACUCGUUUAGCUUCUAAUGUCGAUAUUUCCGCCGCCGCCGUCGCAGCUUCUACUCCCGCCGGUGCUAGAUCCAUGAAACUUGGAGCACAAGCUUUAGAAGCAAUACAGGAAGGAGGAUCAAGUAAAGCUGGUAAAUCCGACGAAGACGAAGAUGAAGAUGAUGUGGAGAAAGAAGAAGAUAAAGUCGUUUUCGAGGACAUAAGUAGACUAAACGCUGUAAGACCAUCUUCCAUCGAGGUAUUGGACCGUGUCAAGAUCAACAAUACGAAAGAAACACCUCGUUCCACAAUUAAACACGUUUUAAAGUCCUCGAACCCGGAGAUGAAGUUCAGCAGAGAUAACCUGAGAAGAGUCGAGGAGAAGCUCAGACGCGCCUUCGUCGAGUUCUACCAGAAGCUUCGGCUACUCAAAAGCUACAGCUUCUUGAAUGUGUUGGCGUUUUCCAAGAUAUUGAAGAAGUAUGAUAAGGUCACUUCGAGGAAUGCUACAAAGUCUUACAUGAAAAUGAUUGAUAACUCUUACCUUGGUGGCUCUGAUGAGGUUAUUAGACUAAUGGAGCGUGUUGAAGCUACGUUCAUAAAGCAUUUCACCAAUGCUAACAGAACAAAAGGAAUGAACAUCUUGAGACCCCAAGCUCAAAGAGAGAGACAUCGUAUUACAUUCUCCACAGGUUUCUUGGGUGGAUGCAUGUUUUCUCUAGUAGUGGCUCUAUUCGCCAUCAUACGCACCCGGAACAUAUUGCAGGAGGAUGGCCACAAAAAGUACAUGAACACCAUGUUCCCUCUUUACAGCUUGUUUGGGUUCAUUGUGCUGCACAUACUUAUGUAUGCUGCAAACAUUUACUAUUGGAGGCGGUAUCGAGUGAAUUAUUCAUUCAUAUUCGGGUUCAAGCAAGGAACAGAACUUAGCUAUAGACAAGUCCUACUUGUGGGCUUCAGCAUUGGAGUUCUAGCCCUUCUUUGUGUUAUUGCCAAUCUUGACAUGGAGGUUGACCCCGAAACUAAUGAUUACAAAGCAUUAACCGAACUUCUUCCUCUUAUCCUCCUCAUUGUUAUGUUUAUAGUUCUAGUCUUACCAUUCAACAUCUUCUACCGCUCGAGUCGCUUGUUCUUCCUCACAUGCCUCAUUCAUUGCCUUGCUGCUCCUCUCUACAAGGUAACUUUACCUGAUUUCUUGUUGGGAGAUCAGUUAACAAGUCAGGUGCAAGCUCUUAGAAGCGUCCAGUUUUACAUAUGUCACUACGGUUGGGGAGAUUACAAACUCAGACAAAACACUUGCACUGACUCAGACACCUACAAUGCUUUCUUAUUCAUUGUUGCUGUCGUCCCAUAUGUCUGCCGUCUCCUUCAGUGCUUGAGACGUCUAUUUGAAGAGAAAAACGCAGAACAAGGAUACAAUGGGAUCAAGUACUUCUUGACUAUAGUGGCUGUCUGCUUAAGGACAGCUUACAGUGUGGACAAGGAUAAUCAAUUUGUGUGGAGAAUGUUAGCUGGGAUCUUCUCAGCUAUUGCUGCCAUUUUCUGUACUUACUGGGACUUGGUUUUAGACUGGGGUCUUCUCAACAGGACUUCUAAGAACCGUUGGCUCAGGGAUAAACUCCUUAUUCCUCAAAAGAAAGUAUACUUCAUCGCCAUGAUCUUGAACGUCUUGCUUAGAUUUGCGUGGGUGCAGACCGUACUGGAUUUCAACUUCUCCUUUAUGCAUAAACAGACGAUGGUUGCUGUUGUAGCUAGUCUAGAGAUUAUCCGACGUGGGAUAUGGAAUUUCUUCAGGUUAGAGAAUGAGCAUUUGAACAAUGUCAAAAAAAAUCGAGCGAUGAUGGGUCAAUCAAAGUAGCUCUGUUUACAACAUGAUGAAUCUCACCAAUGACUCGAAGAUCAGACAUGAAAAAGCUGCUCAGAUUCGUGUUAGUGAGUUGUUGAGAAGAACUGAGUUCUUGCGCCAUAAGAUCAUUUCCUCCCCACGUUAAAUCUGAUCCUUAAUGCUGCAUGAUUUUGCUCUCUCGGGUCAUUCCAUAGAUCCUUCCAUUGGAUCAAAUACAGCCCUGAGAAAA
Molecule: messenger RNA, 2870 nt
Organism: Brassica rapa (field mustard)
Lineage: Eukaryota; Viridiplantae; Streptophyta; Magnoliopsida; Brassicales; Brassicaceae
Product: phosphate transporter PHO1 homolog 5
Biological process (GO): phosphate ion transport; cellular response to phosphate starvation
Cellular component (GO): Golgi apparatus; plasma membrane; cytoplasm
Molecular function (GO): phosphate transmembrane transporter activity; inositol hexakisphosphate binding
Source: RefSeq, a predicted model, not a curated record